GAAACCGACCAGUUAGAUCUCAGCAUUCAGCAGAAACCAGUGUCUUCGUGUAGAUCGCCCAAAAUCUCUCACAGUGCAUCGCUUUCACUGCGAUUUCGUCACUCUCUAAAACCCUAAUUCUCUCUCUUUCUCUAAAGCCCUGUUCUUGUACUUACUUCCCAGAAAACAAAAAUUCCAUCUUUUUCAAUGUCUGCACUUGCAAAACCCUAAAUCCCCAAAUCCAAUUGUGAAACCAAAUUGAAUCCCUUUUCGUCUCCGAAACGGCAAUUCUCAUUCGAUUCGACUGAUUUGUCAUCCCUUCAAUAAUCCCAAAUCAUUUCUCAACCAAAAACCCCUUUUUUUUUUUUUUUUUAAUUCAGCACAGACCCAGAUUGCCAUUUCAGCUAAAGCCCCAAUCUUUCAGCAGAACAAAGUCAGUGACCGACUCAGUGAGUCGCAUUCCGAGAAAAUUUUCCGAAUUUUGUUGGGUUGGUGGGGGCAGAGGAUGUUGAUGGUUGAGAACUAUGGAGGGAAGUAAAGUGGAGAAUGGAAGCUCAAGCGAGGGUCGGCCUCCGAACCCUCUUUCGACCGCUGCGGCCUACUGGCAGUGUGGCUUUAGCCCCGCCAAUGGCGUUCCAGUGCCGUGCAAGAAAUCACUCGUUCGACACCCGUCUCUUAUGAAGACGAAAACAAAAGAGAUCAAAGUUGAGCCGGGAGUUCAAGCAGAGGACUUUGAAUCUAAUUUCAUUCCAAUUGUCCGCUCCGGAGCAUGGGCUGACAUUGGGUCUCGUCCAAACAUGGAAGAUGUGUAUGUCUGCGUGGACAAUUUUAUUGACGAUUAUGGGCUCAAGGAUCAUACCGAUGGCCCGAGCGCCUUCUAUGGGGUGUUUGAUGGACAUGGAGGAAAGCAUGCGGCUGAUUUUGCUUCAUCCCAUCUGCCGAAGUUCAUUUUGGAGAAUGAAGACUUCCCUACAGAUAUUGAACGGGUUGUCACUUCAGCAUUUCUGCAUACUGACACUGCCUUUGAGGAAGCUUGCACCUUGGAUGCCAAACUUGCUUCUGGUACCACUGCAUUGACAGCUCUUCUCAUUGGAAGGUUGUUGGUGGUUGCAAAUGCUGGAGAUUGUCGAGCAGUGCUGUGCCGCCGUGGAAAAGCAAUUGAAAUGUCAAGAGAUCACAAACCAAUUUGCAGCAAAGAGAAGAAACGGAUCGAGGCAUCUGGAGGACAUGUGUAUGAUGGUUACCUUAAUGGGCAACUUAACGUUGCUCGUGCCUUGGGAGACUGGCAUAUGGAAGGGAUGAAGGCCAGGGAGGGUGGGCCACUCAGUGCAGAGCCGGAACUUAUGACCGCAAAGUUGACAGAGGAGGACGAAUUCCUUAUCAUUGGUUGUGAUGGGAUCUGGGAUGUGUUCAGGAGUCAAAAUGCUGUGGAUUUUGCUCGUCGGAGGCUUCAGGAGCACAAUGACCCAGCCGCGUGUAGCAAGGAUUUGGUUGAUGAGGCUUUGAAGAGGAAGAGCGGGGAUAACUUAGCUGCUGUCGUCGUCUGCUUCCAACCACAGCCUCCGCCUAAUUUGAUUGCCCCUCGCUCAAGAGUGCAGAGGAGUUUUUCGGCUGAAGGUUUGAGGGAGUUGCAGAGCUUCUUGGAUGACUUGAAAGCUUGAGAUAAUGUCGAAUGCUUUACCCUUUUUCCCCUCUACAUCAUGUGUUUGUCUAAUUGAAACUUUCCAUUGUAGUUUUACUGAGAUUUUCGAGUUCCAACUGUAAUAUAUGCGGCGGCCAAGUCGGUAACCUAAUUUGUUUCCCUGUAUAACUCUGAUUUAACUCGUGUAGACGGUCCUUGAUAUGAUUUUAAAUAGUUGAUGGGAUUUACAGUGGAA
This is a messenger RNA of Pyrus x bretschneideri (Chinese white pear), 1856 nucleotides long. RefSeq names its product probable protein phosphatase 2C 22. The transcript has 4 exons. The record is from RefSeq and is a predicted model, not a curated record. Gene Ontology annotation, biological process: protein dephosphorylation. Lineage: Eukaryota; Viridiplantae; Streptophyta; Magnoliopsida; Rosales; Rosaceae. Bases 504 to 1640 code for a protein of 378 amino acids. Gene Ontology annotation, molecular function: cation binding; protein serine/threonine phosphatase activity.